Messenger RNA from Cercopithifilaria johnstoni, 492 nucleotides. The record is from the annotation of a GenBank genome assembly. NCBI's taxonomy places the organism in Eukaryota, Metazoa, Nematoda, Chromadorea, Rhabditida, Onchocercidae.
AUGGCACUUCUCGAUUUGGAUAAUAUAGCCCCACGUUUGGAAGGGAAUUCAAUGAUAUCGAUACCGCAUUACAAAAUUAAGGAUGGUAAAUACGCGGUAUACGUUAUUAAAGUGGCGAUCGAUUCAACCAUCUGGACUAUAGAAAGGCGUUAUAGCGAUUUCGUAGCAUUUGAUUUGCAACGAUUUGAAGAUCGCAAGAAGUCCUUUCUUCCACCAAAAAAAUUAAUUCGAAAUUUGGACUUGGAAUUUCUGGAUGAAAGAAGGAUUGAACUCGAGAAAUAUAUCCGAACGGUGGUUGAACUUGAUCUGUGGUUGCAGAGAAGACGGAAGCAAUAUGCGCUUCCAUCUCUGGUUGCUCAUUUCCUCGAUUUUCACGAAUAUGACUCUUUCUUCAGGACAUCGGAUGAAAGAAAUGUGCGAAUUAUGAUAUGUGUACAUGAGCCUGCUGAGGGUUUUGAAGGUGGAUACAGAUGGCGUAAUGAAGUACUGUGA